Molecule: messenger RNA, 514 nt
Organism: Vicia villosa (hairy vetch)
Lineage: Eukaryota; Viridiplantae; Streptophyta; Magnoliopsida; Fabales; Fabaceae
Exons: 3
Coding region: 133-393 (86 amino acids)
Source: RefSeq, a predicted model, not a curated record
UCAUGCAAAUUCUAUCUUAUCAACUACUAUAUAUACAAAAAGCACAUAGAAUUAAAAAUCAAAUAACUAAACACAUCUUUUUGAAAUCCAAAAGCUAAGUAUAGUUCUUAAAAGAAACAUUUUUCCAAAUUAAUGGGGCGUUGGAUGAAACCAGAGGUUUAUCCUCUAUUGGCUGCAAUGACUUUUGUGACAAGCAUGUGUGUCUUUCAGUUAACAAGAAACUUGAUCCAGAAUCCUGAUGUUAGGAUCAAGAAAACUCGUCGAACCAAUGGAGUAUUUGACAAUGAAGAAGAAGGAGAGAAGUAUGCUAAGCAUGGUUUGAGGAAUUUUCUUCGUACUAGACCACCUGAAGUUAUGCCAGCCAUCAACCACUUCUUUAGUCAACCAAAAUGAAGAAUUAGUUUCAUAUACUAAAAAUAUUUCAAUAGGUGAAAUAAAGUGUUUAUUUGUCAUAUAUAUUGUUAACAUGUAUGGGUGAUCAUUUCUUUUAUAUUACUGUUAUUAAUUUGGUGUU